Messenger RNA from Sebastes umbrosus (honeycomb rockfish), 1096 nucleotides. It is a transcript of the gene ppp1r11, whose product is annotated as protein phosphatase 1, regulatory (inhibitor) subunit 11. NCBI's taxonomy places the organism in Eukaryota, Metazoa, Chordata, Actinopteri, Perciformes, Sebastidae. The record is from RefSeq and is a predicted model, not a curated record. Gene Ontology annotation, cellular component: nucleus. The transcript has 3 exons. The coding region runs from base 273 to 650 and encodes 125 amino acids. Gene Ontology annotation, molecular function: protein serine/threonine phosphatase inhibitor activity; protein phosphatase 1 binding.
CAGCAGGGGGCGGUGAUGCUCCUAGAAGCUGGUUUAGCACCACAGAAGCAGCCUCAUCUCUCCUGCUCUUCAUCAGCUGCUCUCCUCUUCCUCCAGUCGAACUACAGGCUGGGAUAGAACCAGCCGGGCUGCUACUGUAGCUGUCAUACCGGUGUAUCACCAGAACCCCGUCUCUCUGACGGUCUGCUCCGGUUCCGGUCCAGUUUACAGCUGACAGUAGCAUUAGCAUUAGCAUUAGCAUUAGCAUUAGCAUUAGCCUAGCAGCUUUAGGGAUGGCGGAGAAUCCCGGGACAUCCAGCGAGACCAUCACGGAGACCGUUCAGACCAGCACACCACCACCACCACCACAGGAGGGACGGAGCCUGACAAUCAAGCUGAGGAAGAGGAAGACUGAGAAGAAGGUGGAGUGGUCCAGUGACACCGUCGACAACGAGCACCUAGGAAGAAGGUCUUCAAAAUGCUGCUGUAUUUAUGAGAAGCCCCGACAGUUCGGAGAGUCGUCCUCUGAAAGCGAGGGAGACGAUGAUGAUGAAGGGUGCGGCAGUGCUCACUGUAUCCUGGGCCACGGCAGGAGAGCCCCUGGACCUGGACAGAGGGGGAGUGGGGGGACCACAGUACCCCCAAACACUGGAGGGUCACACACCCACUAAUGAGCCUCUGAGGGGGGUUCUCAUCACGACAAUGACACAUUACAAAACUGCACUCUUUUAGUUUAGUUCCAUCACUGAGGUCCAGGUCGGCUGCUGGAGCCGGAUCACAGCCUGCGUUCGUUUGUUCGGCCGCUCUGAAAAUGGAUUAUUGAAUUAGUCUAAUUGAAAAUGCGGCUCUCCUUUCAGCAGCUAAAAGCAUGCUCAGUAAUGGGCCGACUGACAACUCCAGAUGCCUCGAUGCUGUGAUGGGAACUCAGUGUUUUUGCAUGUUUUAGCCCGUUGACUACAGAGUAUACUACCCAGAAUGCAUCACUGUACAUCACUGCUGAGCGUUCUCCAAAGCAUGUCGAGUUUGGAUGCUUCCCUGUCGUCCAGGCAGCCGUUGGUUUCCACUUAUUCCUCUCUGCUAUGACAAUAAACUCUGAGGUUUGUGAUCCAUCAGUGAA